Messenger RNA from Mizuhopecten yessoensis (Yesso scallop), 1575 nucleotides. RefSeq lists its product as uncharacterized. Lineage: Eukaryota; Metazoa; Mollusca; Bivalvia; Pectinida; Pectinidae. Bases 1 to 1575 code for a protein of 524 amino acids. The record is from RefSeq and is a predicted model, not a curated record. The transcript is spliced from 3 exons.
AUGGCUUCUACCCAAGGAGGAGAAAGACUUGUGUUUAUAGACAGGAUACUUGUAACCCAGGACAGAGACAACGGACAUGUAACCAAGGACAGAGACAACGGACAUGUUACCAAGGACAGAGACAGGGGACAUGUAACCAAGGACAGAGACAGGGGACAUGUAGCCAAGGACAGAGACAACGGACAUGUAGCCAAGGACAGAGACAGGGGACAUGUAACCAAGGACAGAGAUAGGGGCCAUGUAACCAAGGACAGAGACAGGGGACAUGUAGCCAAGGACAGAGACAGGGGACUUGUAAUCCAGGACAGAGACAACGGACAUGUAACCAAGGACAGAGACAACGGACAUGUAACCAAGGACAGAGACAGGGGACUUGUAAUCCAGGACAGAGACAACGGACAUGCAACCAAGGACAGAGACAACGGACAUGUAACCAAGGACAGAGACAACGGACAUGUUACCAAGGACAGAGACAGGGGACAUGUAACCAAGGACAGAGACAGGAGACUUGUAACCAAGGACAUAGACAAGAGACAUGACAGAGACAAGGGACAUGUAACCAAGGACAGAGACAGGAGACAUGUAACCAAGGACAGAGACAGGAGACAUGUAACCAAGAACAGAGACAGGAGACUUGUAACAAAGGACAAAGACAAGGGACAUGUAACCAAGGACAGAGACAGGAGACAUGUAACCAAGGACAGAGACAGGAGACAUGUAACCAAGGACAAAGACAAGGGACAUGUAACCAAGGACAGAGAUAGGGGACAUGUAACCAAGGACAGAGACAAGAGACAUGUAACCCAGGACAGAGACAAGAGACAUGUAACCCAGGACAGAGACAGGGGACAUGUAACCAAGGACAUAGAUAGGGGACAUGUAACCCAGGACAGAGACAGGGGACAUGUAACCAAGGACAGAGACAAGGGACAUGUAACCAAGGACAGAGACAGGGGACUUGUUAUCCAGGACAGAGACAAGAGACAUGUAACCCAGGACAAAGACAGGGGACAUGUAACCAAGAUCAGAGACAGGGGACUUGUAACCAAGGACAGAGAUAGGGGACAUGUAACCAAGGACAGAGAUAGGGGCCAUGUAACCAAGGACAGAGACAGGAGACACGUAACCAAGGACAGAGACAGGAGACUUGUAACCAAGGACAGAGACAAGAGACAUAUAACCCAGGACAGAGACAGUGGACAUGUAACCAAGGACAGAGAUAGGGGACAUGUAACCAAGAACAGAGACAAGAGACUUGUUACCAAAUACAGAGAUAGGGGCCAUGUAACCAAGGACAGAGACAGGGGACAUGUAACCCAGUACAUAGACAAGGGACAUGUAACCAAGGACAGAGACAGGGGACAUGUAACCAAGGACAGAGACAAGAGACAUGUAACCAAGGACAGAAACUGGGGACAUGUAAUCCAGGACAGAGACAGGAGACAUGUAAUCAAGGACAGAGACAGGAGACAUGGUAAUCCAGGACAGAGACAGGGGACUUGUAACCAAGGACAGAGACAGGGGACAUGUAACCAAGGACAGAGAUGUGGGACAUGUAGCCCAGUACAGAGAUAG